UAAAAGAGAGGAGAGAGGAUGAAUGGGGGAUGGGGAUGAAGAUGAGGAUGAGGCAUCUGACAACGGCAGAAGCUGCGGUGAGGCUAAGCGUGGCGUUGAUAUUACUCCUCACCGCUUGUCUGAUCGGCUUCGAUUCUCAGACAAGAAUCAUCGCUUACUACCACAAGAAAGUCACUUUCAGGGUCUUGAAAUCUCUCGAAAUCGGGAUGUACAUAGAUGCUGCGGCUGCCGCAUAUAAUCUGCUUCAGUUGGGGUAUCUAUGGUUUAGGGUUAAACAGCAAAAGGACUCGAAGUCGGUCUACGUCCCUUGGCUCUGCUAUAUUUUGGAUCAGACAGCGGCGUACGCGGUGUACGCGGGGACAUGCGCGGCGGCGGAGAACUCGCUGCUGGUGGUGAGAGGGUCGAAGGAGUUGCAGUGGAUGGAAUGGUGUAGCAAGUACACGAGGUUCUGCUUCCAGGUCGGAGGGGCCGUCGUCUGCAGCUUCCUGGCCGCCGCCCUCAUGACCCUUCUCUCCGCUCUCUCCGCCUUCCGCCUCUUCCGCCUCUACUCCCCCUCCCGCUUCCUCCUCCUCAAAUCCACCAUCUCCUCCUCUUAACUUCAUCUCUCUCUUUUUAAUUUAUAUGUAUUUCCCACUUCAAACUGUAACCAACAAAAUAAAAGCAAUUUAUGUAUUGGUCGGCUUUGUGUGAUACAGUUCUUGUGUCAAAACCUCCGGAAAGGAACCCCAUUACCAACAAACUUGGAUGUUUGUAUUUACAUUUUUCGUGGUA
Tarenaya hassleriana is the source of this 771-nucleotide messenger RNA. Its product is annotated as CASP-like protein 2C1. The transcript is spliced from 3 exons. Bases 30 to 596 code for a protein of 188 amino acids. The record is from RefSeq and is a predicted model, not a curated record. NCBI's taxonomy places the organism in Eukaryota, Viridiplantae, Streptophyta, Magnoliopsida, Brassicales, Cleomaceae.